CUAGAAUCCUCCGUCAUCAACUUCGCCAGUCCGUGAAAAGCGAAAACCCUCCGACCUCCUUCCAGCGCCCUCCCACCCCAGCUCUCAAGUCAUGUACAUGUCGCUUCCCGCCCUCUCUCGCGCCACGCUGUUCCCUCUCAUCCUCAACCCGCUGCUGGUCUCGUCGGCCCGCGCAUCCACCGCCCUCGCGCACCACUCGGUGCCCACGACCUCCCUUCACUUCAUCCACUCUCAAUCGCCCUCCCGACUCGGAGCCUUCUCGGUCUUUCAUCCCCAGUGCCCGUCGGAUUCAUUGUUCUAUCUUUCCUCUACGUCGGCUUCUCCCCACCAAGCCAAGUCCUACGCCACUAUGUCUACCGAUGCGUCGAAAAACCAACAACAACAACAACAACAGCAGCAGGAGGAGGAAGGCCAACAAGCGAGUAGCAGCGGCCAUCCCCUCGCCCUCCCCGACGCAAGCACCGCCGAUUCGCAGGCCCCGAAACUCGACGUGAGUGGCGGCGAUUCCACCGUGACGCUGGACCACCUGGGUCCCAUGGUCGUCAACCAGGACGGCUCGCUGUCGCGCAUCACGAACUGGGGACAGAUGACGGAGAUCGAGAAGAAGAAUACGCUGCGGGUGCUGGGCAAGCGGAACAAGCUGCGACUGGAGGCUGUGAAGGCCGCCGGAGGAGGAGAGUAAGGGUAGUUGGUGAUUGGAUCUCUGCGGAAAAGGCAGUGUGUGUAUUUUUUUUUUGUAGGAUAAUUACGGCGGUCAUGUACGAAUGAGGUGUUUUCGGUGUUUAUUUACUGCAUACAUCCCGCCUGGGACUUCUCGUCUGCCGUUUUCUUCUACUCGUCCAUGUUUACUGGAGUCAGGAUCCAAAAUCGACUGACAGUGCCUGCGAUCUUCUUAUAUCCAAGAUAGCC
Molecule: messenger RNA, 909 nt
Organism: Aspergillus steynii IBT 23096
Lineage: Eukaryota; Fungi; Ascomycota; Eurotiomycetes; Eurotiales; Aspergillaceae
Exons: 1
Coding region: 98-682 (194 amino acids)
Source: RefSeq, a predicted model, not a curated record